Diaporthe amygdali is the source of this 2706-nucleotide messenger RNA. RefSeq lists its product as uncharacterized. Lineage: Eukaryota; Fungi; Ascomycota; Sordariomycetes; Diaporthales; Diaporthaceae. Gene Ontology annotation, biological process: ribosomal small subunit assembly; maturation of SSU-rRNA from tricistronic rRNA transcript (SSU-rRNA, 5.8S rRNA, LSU-rRNA). Bases 1 to 2706 code for a protein of 901 amino acids. The record is from RefSeq and is a predicted model, not a curated record. Gene Ontology annotation, cellular component: small-subunit processome; Pwp2p-containing subcomplex of 90S preribosome. Gene Ontology annotation, molecular function: protein binding. The transcript is spliced from 3 exons.
AUGAAGACGGAUUUCAAGUUCUCAAACCUUCUCGGAACUGUCUAUAGCAGGGGCAAUCUGGUCUUCAGCCCAGAUGGCACCGACCUGUUCUCGCCCGUGGGCAAUCGAGUGACCGUCUUCAACCUGGUUGACAAUAAAUCUUACACACUCCCUUUUGCCCACCGAAAGAACAUUGCGAGGAUAGGGCUCACGCCCCAGGGCAAUUUGCUCCUUACGAUCGACGAAGAUGGCCAGGCCAUACUGACCAACAUCGCCCGACGCAUCGCCAUAUACAACUUUUCCUUCAAAUCUGGUGUCACAGCACUCUCAUUCUCCCCGUCUGGUCGUUACUUUGCCGUCGGUCUCGGUCGCAAACUCGAAGUAUGGCACGUUCCAUCCACCCCGGAUGCGCAUCCGGACGGCGAGCUGGAGUUUGCGCCCUUUGUCAAACACCAUACACACACCGGUCACUUCGACGAUGUACGGCAUAUCGAAUGGUCUAGUGAUUCGCGAUUCUUCCUUAGCGCUUCGAAAGAUUUGACAGCAAGAAUAUGGAGCUUGAAUCAGGAGGAAGGCUUUAUACCAACAGUCCUGUCAGGUCAUAGGCAAGGUGUUGUGGGCGCCUACUUCUCGAAAGAUCAAGAGACAAUAUACACCAUCAGCAAGGACGGUGCUGUUUUCGAUUGGAAAUAUGUCGCUUCAAAACAAGACAAUGAUGAAAUGGACGACGAGGAACAGGAGAGAGAUUUGCGCUGGAGAAUAGUCAACAAGCACUACUUCAUGCAGAACAAUGCUCACCUCAAGUGCGCCGCCUAUCACGCCGAUUCGAACCUCCUAGUCGCGGGCUUCUCAAACGGAAUAUUCGGUUUAUAUGAGAUGCCUGAUUUCAACAUGAUCCACACGCUGAGCAUAUCGCAAAACGACAUCGAUUUUGUCACUAUCAACAAGACGGGAGAAUGGUUAGCUUUUGGGGCCUCAAAGCUGGGCCAGCUCCUGGUCUGGGAGUGGCAAUCUGAGUCCUACAUUUUAAAGCAACAAGGCCACUUUGAUUCCAUGAACUCUCUCGUCUACUCGCCUGAUGGUCAACGAAUCAUCACGACAGCAGAUGAUGGCAAAAUCAAAGUCUGGGACAUUGAAUCCGGCUUUUGCAUUGUGACUUUUACGGAACAUACCAGCGGCGUUACGGCGUGCGAAUUCACAAAAAAGGGCAACGUUCUCUUCACAUCUAGCUUGGACGGAUCAAUAAGAGCCUGGGAUCUCAUCAGAUACCGAAACUUUAGGACAUUCACAGCCCCUACGAGGCUUUCAUGGUCAUGUAUGGCCGUGGAUCCAAGUGGAGAAGUGGUGGCCGCUGGCUCUCUCGACUCUUUUGAUAUCCACAUCUGGUCAGUCCAGACGGGUCAGCUUUUGGACCAGCUUGCAGGACAUGAGGGACCUGUAUCGUCCCUUGCGUUUGCUCCAAAUGGCAACACACUGAUCAGCGGAAGCUGGGAUCGCACAGCGAGAAUAUGGUCCAUUUUUGACAGGACACAAACAAGUGAGCCGCUGCAGUUGCAGGCAGAUGUUCUGGACGUUGCGAUCAGGCCGGACUCGACACAAUUCGCCGUAUCGACCUUGGACGGCCAGCUGACCUUCUGGUCCGUGACAGAGGCACUGCAAGUCUCGGGUCUAGACGGCCGACGGGAUGUCUCUGGUGGCCGCAAAAUUGGUGACCGGAGAACAGCCGCCAACGUAGCUGGGACCAAGGCAUACAACAGCAUAAAAUAUAGCACAGAUGGCACCUGUCUGCUCGCAGGUGGCAACAGCAAGUAUAUCUGCUUGUACUCGGUCACGACAAUGGUGCUUCUCAAAAAGUUCACAGUCAGCGUCAACCUGUCAUUAUCAGGCACGCAAGAAUUUCUGAACAGCAAGCUCUUGACAGAAGCCGGCCCGCAGGGUGAGCUUGACGACCAAGGAGAGGCCUCCGACCGGGAAGACCGCAUUGAUAAAUCGCUUCCGGGCUCGAAGCGAGGAGAUCCAUCAUCCAGGAAGAACAUGCCCGAGGUGCGGGUGUCGGGCGUCUCCUUCUCGCCAGCCGGCACAGCAUUCUGCGCAGCAUCGACCGAGGGUCUGUUGAUUUACAGCCUCGACAAUGUUCUUCAAUUCGAUCCAUUCGAUCUGAACAUGGAGAUUACGCCGGCAGCGACACUGGCUGUGUUGGAAGACGAGAAGGACUACCUCAAAGCACUGGUCAUGGCUUUCCGCCUCAACGAGGCUGGCCUGAUCAAGCGAGUCUUUCAAGCCAUCCCGUACCAGGAUAUCUCGUUGGUCGUGGAGGAGAUGCCUGUGGUCUACGUCCCAAGACUCCUCCGCUUCGUCGCUGCCGAGACGGAGCAGUCACCGCACAUAGAGUUCUGUCUGCUCUGGAUCAAGGCCUUGGUGGACAAGCACGGCGCCUGGCUAACGGCCAACAGAGGCAAGAUCGACAUGGAACUGCGGGUCGUCAACCGGGCUGUGACGAGGAUGAGGGAUGAGAUCCGUAAGUUGGCUGACGAGAACGUCUACAUGGUGGACUAUCUCCUUGGUCAAGCUGAGAAUAAGGACGUUUCGCAGGAUGGCAAGGCGCUUACCUUUUCGCUCGGUGGCGAGAACGGCACAAAUCUACUGACUGCUGGUCAGGAGGGGGUGACUAUUACUGAUCUUGUAAACGAGGAAGAAUCUGAGGAAGAAUGGAUCGGCGUGGAAUAG